Molecule: messenger RNA, 3679 nt
Organism: Dufourea novaeangliae
Lineage: Eukaryota; Metazoa; Arthropoda; Insecta; Hymenoptera; Halictidae
Product: slit homolog 1 protein-like
Exons: 5
Coding region: 278-3136 (952 amino acids)
Cellular component (GO): plasma membrane
Molecular function (GO): protein binding
Source: RefSeq, a predicted model, not a curated record
GGUACCGGUGCAAAGUAGUCGUCCUCUCCUUCUGGCGGUAGUUCCGACAAUUCCUUCUUGUAGUUCUGUGAAAACGAUCCCGAGGAUGGCACCAGGUGUUCUGUGAACACACUUAGGCGCUUCUUGUCUACGAGUAACCGUGAACCUGAAGUGGACCCUUCAGCAUCGAAAGUGAUAGGCGUUUUAUAAAAAGGAUCGUGGUAACGAGAGCAUUCAGCCGUUUCGUUUGAACGUGACCAUGGUAAUAACACGGCAAGCCUAGAAUCGGAAAAAGGCGAUGCAUCAGAUUUUACUAUGGGCGUUGGUCGCCCUAAUUGGCCGAGUGGACUGCAAAUGCAGCAUAGCACCGAUUGCGGAUGACGAACGGUCGAUCGCCUACGCCUGUACACACGGCGACCUGAACGACCUCGACGAGAUCUCCAGCGAGGCGGAAUGGAUAGAGUUCUCGGUGUCGCGGUUCCUUCACAUACCAGACAACGCUUUCGGUCGGUUCAGGAACCUCCGAAGACUGUCCUUUUACAAUUGCCACGUGAACUUCAUCGCGCCCGACGCGUUCGCCGGUCUGAACCGUCUUGAGUGGAUGAUAUUUCAUGGUACCGGGAUCCAUGUGGCCAGGACCGCGUGGUUCCGUCCUCUGGACAACUUGAGGAAGCUGAUUCUGGACAGAUGUGGCUUGGUGCACAUUGAACCGGAUGUGUUCCGGGUGUUACCGCGGCUCGAGGUAUUGGGCCUGCGUGACAACGAUUUGGAUUGCUUACCAACCGAGGAACUCGCCUAUCUGCGAGCCCUGAGAAGCGUACGCAUCGACGGUAACCCCUGGCUCUGCGAGUGUCGACAGAGGCUGGACAGGUAUCUCCGAGAUAGAUCUAUCAACCAGGAAGUAGAAUGCUCCAGGGAGAUUCACCUGUGCAGACGAUACCAAUGCAUGACCCAUAUAGGCUUUCCUAUACUACCGUCUACCUUUACCACUCAACAGUUGACCAAUUACAACAGGGAACGUACAACGAUCCGGGGUAGCCAAUUCCAAACGAAUGUUUUCACCUCGUUAGACAGGCUUCCGGAUAAGACCACCUGGAUCGAAAUCUCCGGUCUGACGAUGGAGAAACUUCCGCGGUACGGGUUCUUCCGAUUCGGGAACAGCUUGAGAAGCUUGGAUCUGAACGAUUGUCGCAUCCAAACGAUCGAGACCGGUGCUUUCGCCGGCUUGCACAGGCUGCAACGCCUAUCUCUGGUCGGUAACCACUUCACUGCGGUGGGCGCUGACUGGUUCCGUGAUCUCCUUAACCUGCAACAAUUGAUACUUCAACGGAACGAUAUCGAGCAAAUCGAACGUACCUCUCUGUGGCAUCUGGGCGACAGUUUGAGGCAUCUCGAUCUUCGUGACAACCGACUGCGCUGCGUAACCAUCGAGGAAUUGGCCGAAUUGAAGAAAUUGGAACGAUUGGACGCGACCGGCAAUCCAUGGCUCUGCAACUGUCGUAGGAAUCUUCAAAGUUUCCUCACGCAAAAAAACGUUGGAUUUGAAAUUAAUGCUGGCCGAUGUUACGAGAACGAGAACGAGAUUCCAGAUGUCGUGGGUGGAUGGCGCCAGCAACAGUCCACCGUUGACACUUCGAUCACUACUGGGAGGGUUCAUUACACUUCCUUCGAAGACAGUAUCAAACAAUCGAACCUCACGAUUGUCAGGCCCCGACCUUCGUCACCGCCAGUGGAAAUUCACGUCGUUACACCAUCCCAAUCAGCACCGAUUUACACGGGUCGAUGCUACCCCGAAAAAAACGACGAACGAUCCAGAUCGAUCUAUACCUGUCGAGCCAUUACAUCGACGGAAGAUCUGUUGGUGAUACCCCAAACGGUGCACACGAUUCGCGUAAUACUCUCGAAAAUUAAGACAAUUCCCCACGACGCAUUUACUCGUUUCGACGGCUACCUGUCACGGCUCGAGUUCCGUGACUGCGGCGUCGAGAAGAUUGAACCUCGAGCAUUCUCAAAACUUUAUAACCUGGAAUAUUUGUCUUUGAGAAACAACCAGCUCGACGCCGUCGACGCAGAAAUGCUCGAAGGCCUUUCGAACCUGAGGCAUCUCGAUCUGUCCCACAACAAUAUUUACAGAAUUACGAACGACGCGUUCGACGAUAUACCGUACCUAACCAGCCUCGACGUAUCUGAAAAUUCCAUGAACUGCAUCGGCGUCGAAUAUAUGGCGAAACGAUUGCGAUAUCUGUCCACGUUGAACGUCGCCAACAAUCCUUGGAGCUGCUUGUGUGGGACCAAACUGGCGGAUUUCUUGAAUACUCGUGGAAUUCGUUACGACAAACAUUCGUUGCUCCUGAGGGAGGACUGUUACGCAACAGCGGUUCCCGCCAUAACCACCGUAGCUCCUGCAACGACACCAAACGCUCCAACCUGGAACGAGACUAUUGAAGGAACCUGUAUACCCAACGAUGAUAAUGUAGGAAUCCGUUACCGAUGUGUCGGUGGUAACUUGUUGCUGUUGCAGUCCUUACCGCCAGAGGUCGCCGCGAUCGAAUUCCACGAGGGCCACCUGCCGCGUUUACCGGCGGGAUGUUUUUCGAAAUUUCAAAACCUUCGGGAACUCGUGAUAACGAACUCCGGCCUGACCACCGUGGAACAAGGCGCGUUUGAUGGUUUAAAUAAACUGGAGAACUUGACGAUUCAGGACAAUCCUCUGGAAAUGAUCGGAUCGUCUUGGUUCCCGUUGGAAAAUCUUGAAAAGUUGGAUCUCCGUGGCAAUUCGAUCAAAUACAUCGCACCAGGAGCGUUCCGCCGUUUGAAUCGACUGACUUACUUGAAUCUGGAGGGAAACGACUUGAAGUGUAUAUUCACCAGUGAUCUGAACGAGAUGCCUGAUGUGUACGUGGUCGAAUUCUCCGGGAAUCCGUUGAAAUGGCGGUGCAGAGUCGAAUUGGAACAAUUUCUAGAGGCUCGAAAGAUACGAUUCGUUAGAAUAGAGAAUUCCUGCGAGGGUAAGAAGCUGGUGAGAAAUCUUCUGCUGCAGAACAAAACCGAUGGCUCGUUCGAUUGCCCAUCCGAUUGUUCAGCAGCUACGAAUACGUAUCACGGUUUCUUUAUACUCUUGUUCGUUUUACCAUUAUUCGCAACACGGUUCUAUUGAUCACGUGGCGUACAGUCGUUACUUAACUAUAGUACAAUAAAAUAUGUGUUCAGUAAACAAUGCAAAAAGGAACGUUUCGCACGGACAUUAACAUUUUUCAUAAUCGAAAGAUACUUACGUUUAACGAGUGUGAUGUAUAUGUAACGUGCAAUACGGGGCUUAAACUAACGCACACGUCGCAAAUAUAAUUGCCGAGUCUGCAGGGACCAGCGAGAGACUAAAAUUUCUUUCGAAAAGCGAUUAUUAAAUUUCUUAUUUAUUCUUUACAACGUGCCAUGUACAUAUAUGUGUAACCGAUUUAUUUCAUCGAGAAUAAUUGGUUACAUAAAUCAAUUUUUAAUUUCAAUGCGGUGAUGUUUAUUGAAUAACCUUCAAAAUUCAAUGUGUUCCGUUAUUUUAAUAACUAUCCUUCAGCUGUGUAAUAGAACAAGCAUUACUUUCGAGUUACUCGUGAAUAAUUGUGAUUAAUAAACUGAAUAAAUAAGAUGAAAUAUGUAAAUGUGGCUUUAUUUCUUUCCGACUUACGGAAUCGCAGUGAAUCGC